CGGGUCCCACUUUACAUUAGCAAAUCGAGUCGUGUGCUGAGCUCCUGAACUUGCGAUGCGACUCCAUUUUCGCGGCUCGUUUCGUUCCCACUCACUCGCCGGGCACUCUCUCUCCACGACCACGGCAUGCCACUAAACUGCGCCUCCUCACCCUGCUUAACUUUUGCAGUGAUUCAGAGGAAUUUGAAACUUCGUGCCUCUGUUUUUGUCGCGGCUAGAUCAAUUGGGUCUAAGCGACUCCUUUAUUAUUCAUCAUCAUCAGAGAAACUAAGUGAAUCAAUGGAUACCAAGCCAAGAAUUAGGACACCUGUUGUCAAGGAAUGUGUGGCAAAAGCUAGAAAAGUUGAAACUGAAGUUACCGAGGAUGAUCCGGAUACAAUUGAAAGAAUGACUGUUCAAGAACUCAGAUCAAAAUUAAGGAGUGUUGGGGUCCCCUCAAAAGGUUCUAAACGUGAUCUUGUGUCUGCUUUGAAGGGAUUCCUAAAUAACAAAGUAGACGGUGAGGAUUCUCUGGUGGUAGAAGAUUGGCAAUCCUCUGAAACAAAACCAAUUUGUACUGAAAAAAAUUCAUCAAAAAGGAAGGCUAAGAGUUUGUCUGGCGAAGAGCAUGUUGUGGAGGUGAACAGUGUUUUGGAGGUUUCUGAACUUCAAUGCACUAAAAGAAGAGUAAAACAGGUCCAAGUGGAUGACAGCAUUGAAGAAGUCAAAACUACAGUAGUCACAACAAAGCAGAAGCUGUCUAUCAAAACUGAUGAAGUUUCAGGUAAGAAACCCACACAGUUAAAGAGGAAAGCACCAGCAGAAAUUGCUUCUAGGCUUGUGGAAGCUUCUGGUGAGGCUAAUCUUUCUGUAAACCAAAAUGAACCUUGGACGAUUCUUGCCCACAAGAAGCCACAAAAAGGGUGGGUUGCAUACAAUCCCAAGACUAUGAGGACGACUCCUCUUACUGGUGAUACAAAAUUUAUGAAGUUAUUGUCAUGGAAUGUCAAUGGGUUGAGAGCUUUACUGAAGCUGAAGGACUUCUCUGCUCUGCAACUUGCUCAAAGAGAAGAUUUUGAUGUGUUGUGUUUGCAAGAGACCAAACUACAGGAGAAGGAUGUUGAGGCAAUCAAACAAAGUCUCCUAGAUGGCUAUGAGAAUAGCUUUUGGACAUGUAGUGCAACCAAACUUGGAUAUUCUGGUACCGCAAUUAUCUCACGGAUAAAGCCACUUUCCGUCAGAUAUGGCCUAGGCAUAUCAGAUCACGAUAGUGAAGGACGGCUUGUGACUGUGGAGUUUGACACAUAUUAUUUGAUAGGUGCAUAUGUCCCUAAUUCUGGAGAUGGUCUAAAACGACUGUCAUACAGGGUUACAGAAUGGGAUCCAUCUCUCAGCAAUUACAUGAAAGAGUUAGAAAAGUCCAAGCCUGUCAUUCUGACUGGUGAUCUGAACUGUGCUCAUGAGGAGAUAGAUAUUUAUGACCCUGCUGUAAACAAAAGAAGUGCUGGUUUUACAAAUGAAGAAAGACAAUCAUUCAAGGAAAAUUUCUUAUCUAAAGGUUUUGUGGAUACCUUUAGAGAGCAGCAUCCUGGUGUUGUUGGCUAUACGUACUGGGGUUACAGGCAUGGUGGACGCAAAAACAAUAGAGGAUGGCGGCUUGACUACUUCCUUGUCUCAAGAUCCAUAGCAGACAAUGUUCAUGACUCUUACAUUCUUCCAGAUGUUACUGGCAGUGAUCAUAGUCCUAUUGGCCUUGUUCUCAAGAUCUAACUUUUGCAACAUUAUUAGGGUUAUCCUCUUGAGGAAGGAAAUUUUUUUGAUGGAGGUGGAGGCAGAAUCCUAAUGAAGUCCAUUUGCAGGUGUUGAUCGAGUUACCAGGCACAUACUAGCAGAAUUCUGAUUUAGUUAGCUGUGUUGGUCUUAGUUUUUGCCGAAGUAAUAUCAUCAGAAGACGAGGACCUUGCAAUUGGAAAUCUAGGUGCCGGCAGAAAUUAUGAUGAUGCAUUUUGAAAUUCAGAAUUGCGUUAGAAUGUUGCAUAGUGGGUUUAUUCUGAUCUUGAUGAUGCACUGUUGCUACUACUUAUGAACAGGCUAAUCGCAUUUUGGACACUUAGGUUUUUUGCAGAAAGCUCCUGUGUGGUAUCAUCCUACACUGUAAGUCCUGUACAAACUGUUUUGAUCUCCCAGGAAUUCACUCUAUUUUGGGCUGUAAUGGUAUUGAUGCAUGCAUGAAGCAUUUAGUGAAUAGAUUUUCUAUGUUGUGAACGCA
Molecule: messenger RNA, 2248 nt
Organism: Camellia sinensis
Lineage: Eukaryota; Viridiplantae; Streptophyta; Magnoliopsida; Ericales; Theaceae
Source: RefSeq, a predicted model, not a curated record